AAUUCCAUCCCCAGUAGUUCUGUGGGUGGGCGCUGUAUAAUUGCAUUGUUUGGACUGGGAUUUGCCAUUGGUCCAAACGAGAUUUGGGCAGGCGUGGACAGAAGGAAGGUGAAAAUUCUUGAACGAUCUCACGAGAAAACAUGAGAUUUUACUGAUUAUUGUUUACAUUGCAAAAACAUGAGAACCGAACCGAAUCGAUCCGGAUCCAACUAAAGCGCUUCUCGCAGCCCAACUUCCGAAAACAGAUUGGGUCAUUAUCUGCAGCUGGUCAGGAGACUGCAGACGAACUUUGUUUUGAUCGAGCUGGAAGCCAGGACCCUAAAUUCAUCGCACCAACGGGGGAAGAAGAUACCGAUAGGGGGUAACUAACGAUAGCUUAAAGACAUUACUUGUACCUGCUGAAAAUCGCAAAUUCCUCUGAGUCGCAAUUGUGUGGAGCGAGAUACCAGAGCAGCAAACGGCAUGGUUCUCAGAGGGAAGGAUACGAUGGGGAUCCCCGCCUAAGGAGUGUAGAAAGGCGGGCUUGGGAUACCCGGAGUUGCCGCGGCCUCCAAGGGAACCCUCCGUUGUCUACCUUGAGCUUCACAGCCCGCUGUCGUGUCUCGAACGUUAGCGACCAGCACGCGAGGGACGCGGCUGUGGAUGCGGCCUAGCCUGGGAGGGUCUGCCCAGCACCGGUGAAACAAGCUCCGGAGGAACGAGCAAAUCUUACAUUACACCAUGAUGGAAGAAUUGCACAGCCUUGACCCUCGACGGCAGGAGCUGUUGGAGGCUCGCUUCACCGGGGUCGGUGUGGCAAAGGGUUCAGGCCAGAGUCAAAAUGAAUCAUCCAAUCAGAGUCUAUGCAGUGUGGGCUCACUCAGUGACAAAGAGUUGGAAACUCCUGAGAAAAAGGCCAACGACCAGAGAGUGAGAAAACGCAAAGCAGACCACUUUGACAGCAGCCAAGGCAAAGCAGGUGCAAGAGGACAUAAAAUUAGCGAUUAUUUCGAGUUUGCGGGAGGUAGUGGUCCUGGUACCAGCCCUGCCAGGGGAAUUCCACCAGUGGUCCGCUCUUCCCCACAACACUCUCUCUCCAACCCUCCUGUCAUGGUGCAGCAAGGGAGCCCCUCCUCGGUCAGCUCGGCCAUCACGGAGCACUCCACAUGUCCAAUGAAGCCUGCCUCCCUGCUCGUGCUCCACAAAGCCACACAGUCUGACCUUACUAUAGAGAAACUAACCGCAAUGGAGAACAACAAGAACUCUGACCUGGAGAAGAAGGAGGGCCGAAUAGACGAUUUGCUGCGGGCAAACUGUGACCUUAGAAGACAAAUCGAUGAACAGCAAAGGAUGCUGGAGCGAUACAAGGAACGCUUAAAUAAGUGUGUGACCAUGUCCAAGAAGCUGCUGAUUGAAAAAUCCAAACAGGAGAAAAUGGCAUGUCGGGAUAAAAGUAUGCAGGAUCGGCUUCGUCUGGGCCACUUCACCACCGUAAGACACGGAGCAUCGUUCACUGAGCAGUGGACGGAUGGAUACGCCUUCCAAAAUCUUAUCAAACAACAGGAGAGGAUCAACUCUCAGCGAGAGGACAUCGAAAGACAGAGGAAGCUUCUGGCCAAACGCAAGCCGCCCUCCAUGGCCCAGACUCCGCCGCCAAGCCUGGAGCAAAACAAGCGCAAGAGCAAGACUAAUGGAGCAGAAAGUGAAACAUUAUCGCAGGCAGAGUACCACGAGCAGGAGGAGAUCUUUAAACUGAGACUAGGACAUCUUAAAAAGGAGGAAGCUGAGAUCCAAGCAGAGCUGGAGAGAUUGGAGCGAGUGCGAAAUCUUCACAUACGGGAGCUGAAAAGGAUCCACAAUGAGGAUAAUUCCCAAUUCAAAGAUCACCCUACGCUAAAUGACAGAUACCUGCUACUCCAUUUACUCGGGCGGGGAGGUUUCAGUGAAGUUUACAAGGCCUUCGACUUGACAGAGCAGAGAUAUGUCGCCGUUAAAAUCCAUCAGUUAAACAAGAACUGGAGGGAUGAGAAAAAAGAAAAUUAUCACAAGUUCUGUACAGUUCUGGAGUACUGCGAGGGCAACGACCUGGACUUCUACCUGAAGCAGCACAAGCUCAUGUCAGAAAAAGAAGGCCGCUCCAUCAUCAUGCAGAUAGUCAAUGCACUCAAGUACCUCAAUGAGAUCCGACCGCCAAUCAUCCACUACGACCUUAAACCCGGUAACAUCCUGCUCGUGAACGGCACCGCCUGCGGAGAGAUUAAGAUCACAGAUUUUGGCCUGUCUAAGAUCAUGGAUGACGACAGCUACAACUCGGUGGACGGGAUGGAGCUGACCUCACAGGGAGCGGGGACAUACUGGUACCUACCACCUGAGUGCUUCGUAGUUGGCAAGGAACCGCCUAAAAUAUCCAACAAGGUGGACGUGUGGUCGGUGGGAGUCAUUUUCUACCAGUGUUUGUACGGCCGCAAGCCGUUUGGCCACAACCAGUCCCAACAAGACAUCCUGCAGGAGAACACCAUCCUGAAGGCCACAGAGGUCCAGUUUCCUCCUAAGCCGGUCGUCACACCUGAAGCUAAGGCCUUUAUAAGGCGCUGUCUAGUCUACCGUAAAGAGGACCGGAUCGACGUGCACCAGCUGGCCAGCGACCCCUUCCUAAUGCCCCACAUCCGCAAGUCGGUGGCUUCCUCGGGGACCUCUGGCAUGGCGGUGGCUUCCACAUCCAGCUCCUCCAACAGCAGCGCCUCAAACUGAGCCCACACCCCUCAAGGAACUGACUUAAUUCGUUUGAAAGGGUGGGACGGGGUGGAGGCGAUCGCCUUUUUACUGCCCCCUCCUAACGGCAUCCACCUCACCACGAGGAGCUCACAGAGUCUGCUCCGCUGACGGCAAAGGGUGGAUGAGAAGUCACGGAAGGGUCGGGAAAGGAGACUGUUGUCCUCCAUCCGUCUGAUGUCCAUCCACCCCAGCCUACCUGCCCUGCUUUCUCAUAAGAGUGGCAUUGUUCUGGGGGUCAAAGCCCUGGAUGACUCGCAUAGCAGAGGGACGAGAUUUGGCACUGUGUUGACGAAAUGCGGGGUUUAGUGUCUUGGAUCUUUUUUCUUUUUUUCUGCUUAAAGAGAAAAUAAAAUUAAGUACAGGUCUGCUUUAGCUUGGCCAGAUGGAAAAUACAGCAGAAGGCCUACGCUCACACACACACACACACACACACAUACUCAAACACACACA
Molecule: messenger RNA, 3204 nt
Organism: Menidia menidia (Atlantic silverside)
Lineage: Eukaryota; Metazoa; Chordata; Actinopteri; Atheriniformes; Atherinopsidae
Source: the annotation of a GenBank genome assembly